This is a messenger RNA of Scheffersomyces stipitis CBS 6054, 806 nucleotides long. RefSeq names its product copper chaperone (gene CCS1). Gene Ontology annotation, biological process: removal of superoxide radicals. Gene Ontology annotation, molecular function: superoxide dismutase copper chaperone activity; copper ion binding. The record is from RefSeq and is a predicted model, not a curated record. The coding region runs from base 21 to 767 and encodes 248 amino acids. The transcript has a single exon. Lineage: Eukaryota; Fungi; Ascomycota; Pichiomycetes; Serinales; Debaryomycetaceae. Gene Ontology annotation, cellular component: cytoplasm.
AAUUAAAGCUUUAGAAGAAGAUGUCAAAUACAUUCGAAAUUGUUUUGGCCGUGCCAAUGGAAUGCCAAGCUUGUGUAGACUCAGUUUCUACAGUUUUAAAGAAGACUGAAGGUAUCAAGAAUUUCAAAGUAGAUUUGGGUGCCAAUCUUGUCACUACCGAAGGUUCAAUUCCUCCCAGUGAAAUAGUCAAAGCUAUCCAGUCUACUGGCAGAGAUGCAAUCAUCAGAGGAACCGGCAAGCCUAACUCUGCUGCUGUGUGUAUUUUAGAAUCGUUCGAUCCUAAGGAUUUCCAGCAGCCCGUUAAAGGUUUAGCCCGAAUUGUUAGCGUAUCACAAAAUGAUCUUUUCAUCGAUUUGACUGUUAAUGGCUUGCCCAAAGGUACCUACUACCCCUCUAUCAGAUCUUCGGGCAAUCUUUCACAAGGAGCUCUUUCCACAGGCUCGUUGUUCUACCAAUUGCAACCAGUGGAAGUAGAAUUACCUUCGACAUUGUCUACCACCAUUAAUGCUCUCGGUGCCACUGUUGUUGAACAAGAUGGACUUUUCUCGGGCCAGUCGUUCUUACAUGCCAAGUUGAGUAUAGAUGACUUGAUAGGCAGAAGUGUCAUCUUGUCCAAGUUGAAAGAUGAAGUGACGUCUGAUUCUCUCUGUGGAGUCAUUGCCAGGUCUGCUGGAGUCUGGGAAAACGACAAACAGGUUUGUACUUGUAGUGGUAAGACAGUGUGGCAGGAGAGAACUGAUGCCCUCAAUAAGGGUAUAAGUGUAUAAUCGCAGACUAUAGGUAUGAUUUAUGAACAUUGAUAUAUG